AGCGGAGAUCUGGAGAACUUAAGCGUUGACGACUCACACCUCCGGCCUCUCCCGCCCCAGACCCCCUCCAGAUCCCGGAUCUAGAUUAGAUCCGAUCAAUCUCCUCUCGAAACCUAGAAUAUCCACCGUUACCUGGAGCUCACCCGUCGGUUCCGUCCCGGAGAGGAGAGAGCCAGGCCGGGGCGCCGAGAGCGGCCGCGAUGGAGCAAGACACCGAAAAAGCCAACUACAACUCCGAGUCGGACCGGACCGAAGCCGGAGCGUCGAUGCGGAUGCGGGACGACGACGACGUCAUUGACAAGACGCCCGAGACCACCACCACGAGCGCGGCGGCGGGGCCCACGCCAGCAGACGGCGCCCCCGAUUCCGACGAAGAAGAGCGCGCGCCGCCGCCGCCACCGCCGGCGGCCCCGGACCCGCCCCCGGACGGCGGCCUGACCGCCUGGCUGCAGGUGGCCGGGUCGGCGGCGGUGCUGGUCAACACGUGGGGCGUGAUCAACUCGUUCGGCGUGUUCCAGGCCUACUACGAGACGGAGCUGCUGCGCGACCACAGCUCGAGCCAGAUCUCGUGGAUCGGCUCGAUCCAAGGCGCGCUGCUGUUCCUGGUGGGCGUGUUCGCGGGCCCGCUGUACGACGCGGGCUACUUCCGCGCGCUGCUGCUGACGGGCUUGUUCCUGAUCGUGCUGGGCCAGUUCAUGACGUCGCUGUGCGCGGCCUACUGGCAGGUCAUGCUGGCGCAGGGGGUCACGAUGGGGAUCGGGAUGGGGCUGACGUUCCUGCCGUCGGCGGCGAUCCUGGGCCAGUACUUCGCGCGGCACCGGGCGCUGGCGCUCGGCCUGUCCAGCGCGGGCUCGCCCGUCGCCGGCGCCGUGUUCCCCAUCAUCUUCAGCCGGCUGGAGCCGCGCGUCGGCUUCGGCUGGGCCACGCGCGCCAUCGCCUUCAUCCUGCUGGGCCUCUCGGUCGUGCCGAUCGCGUUCAUGCGCACGCGCCUGCCGCCGUCGGGCAAGGGGCGGCGCGGCAUCAUCGACCGCAGCGCGCUGACGGACGUGCCGUUCAUCUUGUUCGUUGCCGGCGGGCUGUUCGCCUUCCUGACGCUGUACGUCACCUUCUUCUACAUCUCGCUGUACGCCACGUCGCACCGGGUCGCGUCCGACAGCUUCGCGCCGUACCUGGUGACGCUGCUCAACGCCGGGUCCAUCGUCGGGCGCAUCGUGCCCAACGCGCUCGCCGACCGCUGGGGGUCGCUCAACAUGAUGCUCGCGUGCACGUUCGCCAGCGCCGUGCUCGUGUUCGGCUGGUUGGGCAUCCGCAACUUGGCCGGGUCGAUCGUCUACGCGCUGCUCUACGGCGCCUUCUCGGGCGGCCUGGUCAGCCUGGCGCCGAGCGUCAUCGUCAGCCUCGCGCCCGACAUGGGCCGCGUCGGCGCGAGGAUGGGCAUGAGCUUCGUCGUCUUCGGCAUCGCCAUCCUGCUCGGGACCCCGAUUGCCGGGGCGAUUCUGGGCGACGAACGCAACCCCGAGUGGCUGGGGACCAUCCUGUACGCCGCCUUCGGGCUGCUGGCGGCAACGGUGCUCUUUCUGGCGUCACGGUUGCUGUUGUACAGGCGGAAGGGGGGCUUGAAGGCUUAACGGACGUUCUCGUACUUUUUACCUUUUGACACAUCGAACACAUCGGCAUUGCUUGCGGCAUGUAGGGGUAGGCGUUGAGGGUUGGCGAAGGCUGGGCUAAAAGACUUAGACAUGGCAUCCAUAGACAGAUAGUACACAGCAGUGUCUGAUAAUGGAACAUGCUUGUUCCACUCAACCUAGGAAGAUGCGAAGUUUGUUCCGAGAACCAGGCAGCAGGGCCAGUCUCCGAAUCCGGUGAGUGAGCCCUUCCUUGCAUGGGCGAA
This is a messenger RNA of Thermothielavioides terrestris NRRL 8126, 1891 nucleotides long. RefSeq lists its product as uncharacterized. Gene Ontology annotation, cellular component: fungal-type vacuole membrane. Lineage: Eukaryota; Fungi; Ascomycota; Sordariomycetes; Sordariales; Chaetomiaceae. The record is from RefSeq and is a predicted model, not a curated record. The transcript has a single exon. Gene Ontology annotation, biological process: transmembrane transport. Bases 201 to 1628 code for a protein of 475 amino acids. Gene Ontology annotation, molecular function: transmembrane transporter activity.